AUGUUCGUCUCGAGUUUGCCUCAGUGGACUUCCGGUUUCGUAUUGUUCGGUCCGCGGCGUCCCUGCAGCCUAGUUCGAGACGGUCCUGGAGGUGUUCUUUCUCCGGUUCCGAACGGUCCUGAGGGAGGUGGGGGAAUCUGUUCUCCACUACGCGCUGAUCCUCGCGGAGGUGGGGGAAACUGUUCUCCACUACGAGCUGAUGCUCGCGGAAUGGAAGAUCUUGGUUGCCCCUUGGAUCCGUGGAGGAGAAUGGUUGCCAGUCGCGAGCUGAUGCUCGUGGGCUAG
Messenger RNA from Microthlaspi erraticum, 285 nucleotides. Lineage: Eukaryota; Viridiplantae; Streptophyta; Magnoliopsida; Brassicales; Brassicaceae. The record is from the annotation of a GenBank genome assembly.